AUGAAGUCUGUGCAUCAAAUGAACUACACAGGGGGUAGUCACUUAAUGUUCCCCAAAGGCACAGUUACCCGAAUAAGUAAAACAAAUGAUCAAAAAAAGGAAUGUGGAACAAGCUUAUAUAUAAAAGGAAAAAUAAAUGAACCUCAUGAAAGUCCCAAAAAUAAUAGGUAUGAAUAUUUAGAUUCUAGCCAUUUGGAAAUGUUAGACCUGAACAAAAAUAUCCAGCAUAUCAUGCCGAAACCCGUAAAGCCAUCUUUAAAUUUGGAAACUUUGUGCAAAGAAACCAAUGCCAUGUUAAAGCAUAAUAGGAAUGCCUUAGAAAAGGCAAACUUGUCUGAACUGCACCAGCAGAAGCAGCAGCUACAUCUACAGCAACAACAGCACAAGAAUACAAAACAUCUUUACGAAUUAGGGCUACCUGAAAUCAUAGGCACAUAUAUUCAACCAUUAAACAAAAAUAUUAACGGCAGCAUAAAAAAAGGCAAUCAAGGAAGUAAUCCAUUCCCUUUGGCAUCUGCAUCUGUAUCUCCAUUUUUCCAGCCCCCCAAUUUUUCACCGAAACAAAUUCAACCAUCUAGUAAGUUUUUACCCCUGCAAUUAAAUAAUGAAGGAAAAAACAUGUAUGGAUUGCCAUCUUAUCUAGUUCCCGAGGAUAAACCUAAGAACUUAACAGUUACAGUUGUACCUAAUAAAGAUAAAGAUAUUUUAGAGCAAGAAGCAAAACAGUUGAAAUUAUUGCUAGAUAGUUCUUCUCAAGGCAUUGUUAAUUCCACUCCAGAUUAUCAGAAAAUUAUCUCUUCAUCUUUGUUGUCCAGUAAUAAUAACAAUAAUGGGGACGUCAGUAGAGGAAGCAGUGACAUUGGAAACAUGGUUAGCAAUAACAGCUACCGGAAUGGAAAUAAAGACAUAGAAAGUGAUUUCAGUUUUGGAAAAAAUGAAAACUCAAGAGAGGAAAAUUACUGCGAACAUGAUGCAGAAAAUAAUAAGUAUGACUCAUUUUUUAAUGAAUUUUAUCACGAUACCAAUAAUUUUACGUUUUUAGACAAGGGCAAAGAAUUUACGACGAAUGACCCCCACCGUAAUAAUGAAUAUAAUGGGGAUAAUAAACAUAAUGACAACAAUGACUAUAAUGCACACUAUGAACAUAAUGAACGUGGGUACUACUUAACAUUAAAUGAGGAUCAAUUGAAAAGUGCAAAUAAAAAGAUAAUUCGUAAAGGAGUGAGGGUUAAUGGUGCAUUGAAUGGAUUAGAAAAAGUGGGAGGAAAUGGAAAUGGAGAAGAUGGUAUACAAGGAAGGUGUAAUCAAAAUGUAAAUGAAGAAAACAAAAAACACCCUAAAAAGGCUUCCUCUUCACCAUCCAAAAAAAUCCAAUUACUACAAAAAAAAAGAGAACAUACUAAUAUUUCCUUAAAGAAUCUUGAACCAUCUACUUCUUUUAAAAACUCGAAAACAUAUAUUAAUAUACGUUUAGGAAAACCCAAAAAGUUAUAUAUUGUCAAUAGUUCUGAUCCAAUCGAUAAAAAAUUAAAAGAUUGGCAUAACACACAUAAUAGUCAAAUAAAUUGGAAGAAAAGCAGAAGAGGAGUUUACACUUUCGGAAAAACAGAAGUUGUUCUUAGUUUAGUUCAUGAUAAAAUUAUCGUUAAAAGAAUUAAUGGUAAAAAUGUGAAGGAUAAUUUAUUAACUGUCGAAAAGUUUGUCUCAUUGAAUGAAUUAUUUGAACUCCAUAGGGAGUAA
This is a messenger RNA of Plasmodium gonderi, 1740 nucleotides long. RefSeq lists its product as hypothetical. The record is from RefSeq and is a predicted model, not a curated record. NCBI's taxonomy places the organism in Eukaryota, Apicomplexa, Aconoidasida, Haemosporida, Plasmodiidae. The transcript has a single exon. The coding region runs from base 1 to 1740 and encodes 579 amino acids.